Macrobrachium nipponense is the source of this 7691-nucleotide messenger RNA. Its product is annotated as protein phosphatase 1 regulatory subunit 12B-like. Bases 61 to 3960 code for a protein of 1299 amino acids. Gene Ontology annotation, cellular component: cytoplasm. The transcript is spliced from 25 exons. Gene Ontology annotation, molecular function: protein kinase binding; enzyme inhibitor activity; phosphatase regulator activity. The record is from RefSeq and is a predicted model, not a curated record. NCBI's taxonomy places the organism in Eukaryota, Metazoa, Arthropoda, Malacostraca, Decapoda, Palaemonidae.
CACCGUCUGGGAUUGGUCAGUUGAGGGCGAGAGUCCCAUGGUGUGUGACGGGUGACGGCUAUGGCCGUUGAUAACCGCUCAACCUCGGCCCUAUUUAAAAGGGCCGAGCAGUUAAGGCGUUGGCAGGAUAGUGAAACGAAUAAGACAGAUGUAACAGUCAAUAAUAGGAAUACUAAAGUCAAUUUCAGUGACGGCUGCAUCUUUCUAGCAGCUUGUGCUGCGGGCGACAAACAAGAAGUGCUUCGCCUCUUGGAAAAAGGUGCCGAUAUAAACACGGCCAAUGUGGACGGCUUAACGGGCCUUCAUGCGGCGUGUAUAGAUGAUAACAUCGACAUGGUGGAGUUUUUGGUGAAUCAGGGCGCCGACGUCAAUCGGGCAGACAUGGAAGGCUGGACCCCACUCCAUGCAACCGCCUCCUGUGGCUUUAUCAGUAUAGCAAAGUUCCUAAUAGAUAGGGGUGCUGACCUCUCCAUUGUUAAUAAUGAUGGUGAUCUACCGUUCGAUAUAGCGGAUUCAGAAGAAAUGGAAAGUUUAUUAAAAAAGGAAAUAGAAACUAGAGGUAUUGAUUGUGAUGCAUCAAGAAAUGAGGAGGAACGUAUGAUGUUGGAGGAUGCUCAGAGGUGGCUUGCUGCAGGGUUCUUGGCUGACAGACCACAUCCAAAGACAGGAGCAACAGCGUUACAUGUGGCUGCUGCGAAAGGUUAUUCUAAAGUUAUGAGUUUGUUGUUAGAAGCAGGCUCAGAUAUCAAUGCGCAAGAUCUUGAUGGUUGGACUCCACUUCAUGCAGCAGCGCAUUGGUGUCAGAGAGAUGCUGUAGAAAUUUUAUGUGAACACAUGGCUGACAUGGACAAACAAAAUUUUGUGGGUCAGACUGCGUACGAUGUUGCCGAUAGUACUUUAUUACUAUUGAUGGAUGAGCUGAAGAGGAAACAAAAGGCACUUAAAUUAGUUAAUACAAAUAAACAGCAGGUUCCAAGAAAACGGAAAACUUCACCCCACCGAGAACACAGCAAUAAGAAGGAGAGGGAAGACCUGCGGGAAUCAGACGGUACGUCAGAUGAUGAGUCUUCGUCAGAUGUCGACGAUGAGGAGAGUAGUGAGGAUACUACCAGUAGUGAUAGUAGUGACUCCUCAGAGUCAGAUAGUGAAGAGGAAGAUGAUAAUGAUGAUGAUAGUGCGAAGGAGAAUGAGGAUGGUGGUUUAUCUGGUAGUUGCACUCGUGCGCUUAGCCCUCUGCAUUAUUUAGUUGAAAAGAAGAAUAAAGUUAAUAAAGAAAAAAAUCCACAGAUUAUCCCCACUAGUCCGGAUAAAAAUAAUACUCGGACAGUUCCUCAGGCCAAAGGAGAAAAUGCCAUGGAUGAAUCAGAGGUACAGUCUUGGAGAAGACCGUCUUCCCUUAGAAAACCACUUCAAGACGAUAAAAACCAAGAAGUAUCCCGUACUAUAUCCACACCAACACGUGUUAAUAAUAGAGAAAGUGAAGAUUUGACGGGUAAGAGAAUAAGCCUGCCGGAGAAGGAUGAAAGCUCUUUGAGCGCCACCCGAGAGAGACUCAAGGCGCGGUCAUGCCCGGUACUCAGUCAGUUGGAGGAGGAGGAAGUGAUAGGUGGAGGAGGAGGUGGUGGUGUAGGAGGAGGGGCUUGGCCUCAAACUAGACCUCAUUCUCGUGCUGAAGGAAUCCCAACUCCGCGUACAUCAUCUUCUUCCACAUCCCCCUUAAUUCUAUACCAAAGACUGUCAUCAUCUGAUCUUAAUAUUCCAAAUGUUCAGAAUAUGUCUGAUCUCACUCAUUCAUCAUCAUCUGUUAAUGUAACAAAUCAUCAACUCAUAAAAACAACAUUUACACCUUUAUGUACAAGUAUGACUUGCAGUUCUACUAAGAUAAACACUAGUAUAGCCAAAACUAAUUUAAAUUCGUCGUUUACUCCCAUGCUUACUCACACAUCCGCAUCAAGUGAUUCUUUAUUGUCUACUGGAAGUAUUCCAUCAUCAACCAGUGUGACUUCAACCAUUUCAUCAUGCUUGAUGCAACCUGGUUCUACAAAUCUCCAUUCAUUACAUAAACCUUUAGGAUCUUCCAUGUCAACCCCUAUACUUUCAAGUUCAAAUACACAUGUCUCAUCUUCUAUCCCUACCUCUGUAUCCCCCUCCUCUACUACAAUCAUCACCACCUCCACCACCACUACUGGCCUGGCAUCUCUCUCUACUAACCAAUCUACUAACAACAAGGACCCACGGCUGCUGGCAAGGUCCGCCUCCCUCAGAGAACGUAUCCAAAGGAACCAUGUGGACAGCAUGGCCCGUGUAACUUCAUUACAAGAACCACUAGUCUCUACCAAUUCAGUCCUAACCACCAACACCUCACAACCUGUCCGCUCAAUUGGAAGCAAUGUGACCACCCUCACGACCAACGGGGGGCUGACCACUUCUAUUCCCCCUCCUCCUAAAACAGCUCCAACCUUGACAAUUCAAACAAAACUGCCUAAUACUCCUUCUCCAACUUCCCCCACAGCUCCUUCUAUACCUGCUGUAUCACCUGUUUCAGUAUCCUCAGCACCACAGACAUAUCCUUCACAAAAUCCUCCUUCUCAUAACCAGUUAUCUCUAAACCUUUCACCACAGAAUUACCCUCCCCAAAACCCCCAGCAGGGCUCUCCUGUGUCUCCAAAUCCUCCUUCUGGACAGCCCCCUGCAGCAUCCAAAAUGACUCCAGGCAGUGUCAUAAAGAAUUUCUUCAACCUGGUGCACUCGUCUAGGUCGUUUGUGCCGCCAAGUCGUGACGAGGAGAGUGAAACCCAGCGAAAGGCUCAUGCAAAGAUGGUGCGGUCAACGCGAAGGUCUACGCAGGGUGUAACUUUAGAAGAUAUUAAAUCAGCCGAGCAGCUCAUGAAAAAUAAGCAGCAACAGGCAUCUACAUCUAGUCCAGAGUCAAGAGAGUCCUCAGCGUCGACAGUUUCCAUGUCAGUCCCACAAGGCUCUACCACCACGACAACUACCCCAUCGUCACCAAAGCCAGCAUCUCCUACAAAAUCUGAAGAUGAAGAAAGGCGUCCAUCCUGGAGAUUGAAAGUAGAUGAUGCUGAUAAAACCAAGUUUUGCCUUGAGAAUGUGCGAUCAAAAGACAAACAGGAAGAUAAUGAUUCUGAUACGCAAACUGUAACAGUUCAGCUGCGAAAAAAAAACACAGAGGACAAGGGUGAUGAAGACCAGAAAGAUAAUGAGCGAAACUCACAAACGCGAGAAGGUACCCAGGCAGCAAUACAGCGACGGAAAAAACCAAAAAGGCGAUCAACUGGUCGGGUUCAGGUCAAUAUGGAUGAAAUUGACCCUGAGAAGAGAGCUCAGCGUUUAGCAGAACAGCAGCAGCAGCAACAGCAGGAUGACAACAGGAGUGAUGAUGGCGAGGAGGAAGAUGAUUCGGUAAGUGUUCUGCCACAUAAUGUUGUGUCUGGUCGCUGCCUAUUGUUGCAAGAGGUAAGUACCAUCCCUGAUGACGGUAUUGGAGAGUCUGUGAGUGAAAGGGGAGAUAGCAAAGGCCCAACCUCAUCUCAUGGAUCUUCUGCUGUCAACAGCAGGCCUUCAUCCAGGGGCUCAUCUCUUGGACCAGAGAAUGGAGACAUUGACUACAAAAAGCUUUAUGAGGAACAGCUUGAAGAAAACUUCAGAGUUCAUGAACGGCUACGUGGCACAGAGACUGAGUUGCGGUUGGCCAGAGAAGCUAUUGAAACAAACAAUAAAAAGAACAACACCCGCCUUGCCAUGGCAGAAGCAGAUAAGCGUGAAAAACGGGCUCUGGAACGCAAACUAUCUGAAAUGGAAGAAGAGUUGAAGCAAUUACAAAAGCUAAAGGCUGAAAAUGAAAAGUUGAAAGCCGAAAACCGAGCCUUGACUCGGGUGGUGUCCAAAUUGACCAAUUCAGCCACAGCAGGCAUGGGUAACUUGGCCUCCUUGAGCAAAUAGUUACUGGAACACUUGAAACAGGAGAAUCAGCGGCUGAAGGAUGAGAAUGGAGCGCUCAUACGGGUGAUAAGCAAAUUAUCCAAGUAGUGUACAUGAUGAAAUGCCAGUCUUGCAACUGGUUAUACAGAGCAUUGACACAAAGUGAUCAUCUUCAUUGUCACCAUGAAGACUGUACACUCAUUCCAGACAGGAUAUCAUCAAACUCAUACAGUAUAGAGAGUCCUUUGUUGCUUUCAGGUGUAACUAGGAAAAAUACUGUAUUAGAAACUCAGUAGGCAUGUUGCCAAAAGGCAUAGUUGAGGUCUUAGCAUUCAUAACCUCCUGUUGCCUAUGUAAAGCUAAGAGAAUGUAGUAAUGAGAUUUUUUAUCUACUUAGCCCAAAUAUAAAUGAUGUAGGUGUUUGGUUUUAUGCCUCAUUGAAGGAAAGUGUUUUUGACAUUUUCCAAAACAAAAUAGUUGUCUGUAUUCAAGUACUUAAGAAAUGAUUAGACUUUACAUACAUGUAGUGCUCUUAAAUGACUGUGAGCACUCACAAAUUAUUUUUGUGAGGUAUGAAAUUGCCUAAUUAUCACCACAUCAUAGUACAGUUUAGUAAUAACCUGGGAGGCUUUUAAAAGUCUAUAUUGUGUCUCCUGUAUGAUGCUGACACUCUCAUUCUUUUUUUUCCUUAUAGCAGUGGUGAGAGUGCAGCCUUUUCUUUGUACAGAAAGGAUGCCAUGGCAUUUUUCUGUAAGUUGAAUUUUAGAUGAAUAUCCAUAGCGUCAUACUCUACAGAAUCAGUUCUGAGGACUAGACUACUCUUCUCUCUCUUUCAUUGGGGGUAGCACAUCCUUCAAGCUAGACCAGCUUUCUUUCUGUCUAGCUUGUUUGGAAAAAAUCCCAGUAACACACUUGGCCAGUGGCUCCACUUUUCUUGUAUGUGUUGCUCCAAUUGCAUAAGCUUUUUGCAUUCUCCCUAAAUUGUAUUUUUCCUCUGUUCUUGUUAAAAUUGCCAAUAUAGCAUGGCAGUGAAGUGUGAAAGGAUAUAUAACCUUAUUUGGCUAGAAGGAUGAACCUCAUCUGCCUGUGACAUACUUUCGUUUUGGCCCAGGUCAGUGUUGCUUUUGCUGUGCCCUUGCUUCUGUAAUAUUUGCUUGUAUGUCAUCCUUGGUCCCAGCUAUGGAGAAGGAGCUGUACACCUUUAGAGGUUUAGGAAAUGAUGUAAAUGUAUUGUUAUUUAUUUGAAUUACUAGUUGUGCAUUAUACAGUAUAUGAAAAUCAUUGCAUUAUCAGUAGGUGUAGGUAACUGAAGGACACAUGGACCAGUGUGGAAUUUAAACCUGCUGAUGGUUUUCGUAAUUGUGAUUUCUCGGUUUCAUUGACUAGGAAUAUGAUAAUCUGCUUGGGCACAAAAAAAAAUGCAGUCAGUGCUUGAUUACGUAUAUGUUCAGAAUGUUACUUUGUUUUAAUGUAUGUAGUGAAUAAAAAAUAACUGCUGUGCAGUAAUUACUCUGUGAUCGAGAGUGAGGAUGCGUUAGCCAGCAGCCUGAAGUCUUACCAAUAGUUAAAUUAAUGUAAAUAGUUCACGUUAAUUUUUUUUUAUGUCAUAUAGAGCAGUCAGUGUUACAAGGUUUAUUGCUUUGCUGUAGGAACUAAUAUUUCCCAUGAUUAUCAACUUUAAAUCAUAUCAUAUAUAUAAAUAUAUAUAGAGAGCAUUAAGAUUACCAAUUACAUAUAAGGAUACCUAUUGUAUCUGCUGUUCAUUUCAUAGCAGUUUUGAAUGACAGUGUAUGUACAGUACUUUUGCCAAAUAGUUUACUAUUUAUAGCAACAGAAAGUGUCUCACUUUUAUAUAUUAAAUUUCUAACACUUUUCUCAAAGAGGUGCUUGGAUCAUACUUGAAGUCUGUUUAAUAAACAUUUUCUUCUUUUUCAGAGUUAUAAUUACUGUUGUGGUAAACAAUAAUGUUGUUUAAUCACAUUCAGAGUUUGCAGAGUUUAUGCUUGUAACUAGACUCUCAAGCUCUUUUUGUUUUACAGCCUUUGCACUCUUCAAGUAAAGCAGUUGAAAUUUGUAUGGUAUCAGUAAAUUUGUAAAUUUUCCUGAUAAGACUUUCAGUGUAAGUAUAUUAAAAAUGGUUACUAAUACAUUUCAAAUUGUUUUAUUGUAUCUUGGAAACAUUUUUCAUGGGUAGGUCGCUGUUGGUCAUACUUUUAGUGACCAUACUCCUUUUUGUCUAAAUGCAAUAAAUCAUAAUCAUGAGAUUAGUUCAAAAGUCAUUAAUAGAAUGAGUGUUAUGUGAGUAUUACCAUUAAAUUAUGAUGUGUAUGGAAAGCAUGUUGCACAAGCAAUGACUGAAAUGAAAACAAAGUACUAUUUGUAUCUGCUUUGUGCCUUAUCCUAGCUGCAGAUACUGGUAUCAUUCUACUGCCAUAUUUACUGUUUUUUGCUUCCAGUUUGUAGACAUGGCUUUAGAUAAUUUGGAUAUGAUCAAGACUGUAGGAUAAUAAGAAAGAUUCCUUACCCUUUUCUUAACGCAUUGUCACAAUAGCCAUGUUGAACGGAAUCAAGAUAGUCAUCAUUCUGUAGAAGUUGCCUUUGAGUCUGAUCAAAAUAUCCAACGAGAUUCUGUGCCUUUUUUUGGUAGUUUGGAGAAAAGCUCAUUAGACUGCAAUGAUUUGCCUUCGUAUGCACUGUUGUAUUCUAGAAAGUGUAAAAUAGCUUGCUGUAUAAUUGCCUGAUUUAAAGCAAAAAUUGUAAACUGACAAAAAGGGUUAGUUUAAUAAAAAAAAAAAAAUAUCAACUAUCUUGUAUGUUAAUACCUAAUCUCACUUUAAACUUAUACCAUAUUUAUUCCAGAAUUUUUUCCUCCCAGUUUUGUGGAGGAUUUUAAUAUUGGGUUAUAAUGAUUAGUCUUAUUUCUUAAGGCUGGAUUUUGUCUGGUAUAACUUGAAGUGAAUUACAUUAGAAGAGCCUAGUCAAAGACUGAUGACCUUUGUAGGCUUAAAUGUGUAUCAAUCAAGUAGGUUCAGUUUUGUUAAAUUGACUAUUCAAAGUCUCUCUUAAAGAAUAAAGCUUUUGAAUAUUUUCUUUCCCUCUUACGACAAUGCAUAAAUUUUAUCAAGUGCCUUUCUCCUGUAAUUAUUAUUACUGUACAUGAACGAACAGUGAUUUAUUGUGCUAAGUUAUUGUUCUACAGGUCAUAACAAAUCAUUGUAAGAUUUGGGGUUUGGAUACACAGGUGAAACCCUCCAUGAGUGCUUGUUGCAAAGUCUGAUGCAAAUUUUUUUAAAUGAAGUAUAAUAUCUUGUUUUUACUAGCAGUUUAAACAUACCUAACUCUGCCUAGUUGUCUCCCAUUGAUCACUGACUAGCCCAUAUACUCAUUAUUUUCUGCUCUGUAUGCUGGUUAAAUUUUUCAAUGUGUUAAUGGUUCAGUUUAUCAUCAGCAAGUGCCAACCAUGUUAUUGUGAUCACAUGGAAAUUCUUCCAAAUGAUGCAUGUGAUAUUUGUGUAGACUACCUCUUUGUCUUUACAUGGAAAUGUAUUGCAAGUGGUUCCUUCUAUAACAAAUACUUGGCCGAGUGUGUUUUUAAUCGUAGUAAUUUUCAAGCUCGUGUAUCCAGACCCUCACUGUGCAUUGGUCUUGCCACCUUGUCUGUAAUUAUCUACAAUAGUGUAGUCAUGUUUCAGAAAUCUUAAAUAAUAAUAGCAAAUAUUUAAGAAAUAAAGAUAUUUUAUAGUUAUAAUAAA